GGGAGAGAGAGGAAGAAAAUGCAGGUUUCAAGUAAAACAGAGUGACCUCGGGUUUUCCGCAUAUUUCCGUGCAUUCUGCUAUGGAUGUGGUACCGUCAACCUCACGGUGUAAUAGUGCAGUGAAUAAGCGAUACAGUGUCUUGGAAAUCGAACUGUACUAUUUGAUCGCCAAGUAUAUAUCUACUGGUCCGUGCAAGGAAGCUUAUGAGGUGCUGAGGCGAGAAAUCGAGGAAAAUGAGUUGCUGCCAAAAAGACACGACUGGUUGGGCCAACAACGUAACAACACAUUUGAAGAAGUGGAUGAGCAACAUCGACACAUUGCAAAUGAUCACCUAUUACGCAUGGUGGCACGCCUUGGUCCGGCCAUCAACCAGUUAGUGAAACUUCCUCACUCUGCAGCAUCUACUCUCUUAGGCGCUGGCUCACAGUCACUUCUACGCACAGAACAAGAUCUGAUAAAACGCUACAGAACUUUGUCUCAUGUGUUGGUGCGUCACCAUGGCUCUCCUCCUCUGGAACCCGUGCGGGUGUGUGGGCCUCCCAGCCUCACCCAGACCAUUGUCGGGAGAGAGCUCACAGGCACUGUCAACCGCAAGCAUGUGGUCACAAACAAAUUUUACUGUCGUACACAGUUGUUUCAGCGCUCCGUUGGUCAUCUGUCGGCAGUUUACUGCAUGCUGUUUGACCGAUCGGGGAAAUAUAUCAUCACAGGUGCAGAUGAUACCUUGGUUAAAAUAUGGAGUAUUCUUGAUGGGCGGUUGUUGGCUACCCUGAGAGGAGCUUCUGCAGAGAUAUCCGACUUGGCCAUUGACAGUGAGAACACACUUGUUGCUGCUGGAUCCUGUGAUAAGAUCAUUCGUGUGUGGAGUCUACAGACCCUCGCACCUAUAGCAGUGUUAUCAAGCCACACUGGAAUGAUCACAGCCUUGCAAUUCUGUCCUGCUCCUGACAGUGAAGGUGUUCUAGUUUCAACAGGCGGCGAUGGUUGUGUAGCAUUUUGGACAUAUGUUCGAAGGGGUUGUGAUGUAAAGUUUGACUCCAAGCCAUUGAAAGUUAAUGAGAGAGUUCGACCUGGCAAUGCCCAACUCAUUUGUGCAUCUUUUAGUCAAGGAGGACAUUUCUUGGCUCUGGGAGGUGCAGAUCAUUUUGUCAGGGUGUAUCACCUUGGGGGUGAAGAUGGGGUAGAGAAGCUGAUUGAAACUGAAAGACAUCUAGAUCGUGUGGAUAGUAUUCAGUGGUGUCAUAAAGGCCUCCAGUUUAUCUCUGGCAGUAGGGAUGGCACUGCACUGGUCUGGAAGUAUGAGCGCCAGCAAUGGAAAAAUAUUGUACUUAACAUGUCCAGCUUACUACCAGGACUCAGUCCUCCUACUGAAGAUAUCCGUCGGUUGCAAGUAACAAUGGUUGGGUGGAACCAGUCAGAUGAAUAUGUCAUCACUGCCAGCAGUGACAAGUGGCUACGAGUGUGGGACAGCUCCACGGGAGAGCUGAAGCACAUCCUUCGAGGUCAUGAAGAUAAUUCCUAUGUAAUUGAGGCCCAUCCUCACGAUGCCAGACUCAUCCUUACUGCUGCUCAUGACGGUCAGCUUAUGAUGUGGGACAUUUUCACUGGCACUCUUGUCUGGAACUUCAAGAAUACCAUUGAAGGUCAAGGUUAUGGGGCACUUUUUGAUGCCAAGUGGUCCCCAGAUGGCUUCACAAUAGCUGCCACAGACUCUCACGGCCACCUCGCACUUUUUGGAAUUGGACAUAAUGAAAAGUUCCAACAGAUACCAAAAGAGCUUUUUUUCCACACUGAUUAUCGUCCUCUGAUGCGUGAUGGCAACCACCAUGUAUUAGAUGAACAAACACAAAUGGCUCCUCACUUGAUGCCUCCACCAUUCCUUGUGAACAUGGAUGGUGACCCUUACCCACCUGAGUAUCAGCGGCUUGUACCUGGAAGAGAGAGCUGUAGACAUGAUCAACUCAUACCCAAUGUUCUGUUAAAUGCCAAUGGUGACCAGGAGGUGCUUGAUAUUGCUCUCAUAGAUGUUGACAACAGUGUGCCAGUUAUACAAACCCCAGAAUAUAUAUCUGGUCCGAGGCCAAGUAUUGAUGACAUGAUUCAGCGUCUGGCACAAGAGCAGGACCAGAGAAUGGCUCACGGUAGAAGAUCAUCUGAAACAAGAGAGCAGCCAGGGCCCAGUGGGGUUAGAGAGAGACGUGAGAGUAGUAACAGUAGAAGAGGAGAGCGCCGAGCCAGUUCUGGUGGACCACCCAAUGACCACUCUUAUGCCGUCGCUGCUCUGCAUGACCCAUUAUCACCUCGAGCCACAGCAGGUCGUGUUGGGGCUCGUAGAGUUGGUGAUGUGGAAGGCGUUCGUCAGUCCACUGGUAACUGGCAGCGGGAUCCCAACAUCAAAUGGAACCGACGCGUAAUUGUGAAACGGCAAUAUGUAUCAGAUAUUAAACAGUCAUUAGAGAGAAGAAGAGUGUUAGGAGAGAUGGAACUGCAAAUGUAUGAUGAAGAAAGUAAAAAAAAGCCAGAACCAGUACGUUCUCCUCUCCAGCAACAUCAUGAGUCUGACAAGAAACUACGGAAGAAGCAGAAGAAACAAACGCACUCAUACUCAACGCGAUCUGUAAGAGAGUCUGGAGGAGGUCCUUAUGAACAUCAUGAUUAUGAGGAUGUAGAAAAUGCUGGUGGCUCUAGUAGCUCUGGUAGUUCAUCAGGAUCAGAAGUUGUAAAUGAUGAACUCCAAGAGUCAUCCAGCUCAGAUGACCAGUCAACAGACUAUUCAGACUGGACUGCUGAAGCUGGGGUCAACCUGGAGCCCCCCAAACGAACGGUUCACAAACAAAAGAAGAGCCCUCGGAAAAAGAAGAAGAAGGAUAAAGUUGGCAGUGACGAAGAUGAUAAUAAAGAACAAAAAGAUGAUGAUGAUGAUGAUGAUGAUGAUGAUGAUGAGGAGGAUGAGGAGAAAAAUAAGGAAAAUGACAAAAGUAACUUAUGGACUGUACCUCGGUCUCAAAGAAAGCGAGGACCAAGACCUAACCUCUCAGAGAUCAGUGGAGGUGCAGAUGAAAUCCCCGAGGAGUUCCGUCCACCAGAAUGGUUAACAGAAACUGUUCCCAAGAAAGCUCCAUAUUUCCCACAAAUGGGAGAUGAACUAAUUUAUUUUAUGCAAGGCCACAUGCUCUACGUUGAAGCUGUCAUGAACAGGAAGCUUUAUACUUAUGAUAAGCGGAGUUUGCCUUGGAUGAGAACUACAAAUAAGCUCAGGCACCAAGAAUACGUAAAAAUUAUUGGAAUAAAAUAUGAAAUUAAGCCACCACGCUUGUGCUGCCUUAAACUGGGGAUCUUGGAAUUGGGCAAGGGAAAGCUCACCUCAGACUCCUUUACUAUCAAAUACCAUGACAUGCCGGAUGUCCUGGAUUUUUUAAUUCUGAAGGCUACAUAUGAUAGUGCUGUAAGGAGACAGUGGAGGCCAGGUGACAGAUUCCGGUGUAUCAUUGAUGAUGCCUGGUGGCUGGGCACAGUAGAGAGCCAGGAGCCUCAUCUACCCGAGUUUCAAGAUUCUAUGUUCAUGUGUUAUCGUGUUCUUUGGGACAACGGAGAACGAGAACGACUUAGUCCAUGGGACAUGGAAGUCAUAGAUGAUGAAAUGGAGGCAGUGGAGACUGGAGGCAGUGUGGCAGUGAAAAAGGAAGAGCUAGAAGGCUUGAUGUAUACUCUGCUGGAUGAAGAAUGGGCAAUGCGGGACCCUGGCCUCGAAUGUGACAGAAUUUCCGUGGGUCUCUCGAAGAUCAUGAGUCUAGCCAUCGCUGAACCAUUCCUUGUUCCUGUUGAUCUUAACGUUUAUCCCAUGUACGCUUUAAUUAUUGACUACCCGAUGGAUCUCACCACAAUUAAGAGUAGACUAGAUAAUCGGUUUUAUCGGCGCAUCAACGCAGUCCAAUUUGAUGUGCGAUAUAUUGCAACAAAUACAGAGAAGUUUAACCAGAAGGGGAGCAACAUUGUCCGCCAAGCUAGAAUUGUCACAGAGCUCUGCCUAAAGCUUAUCAAAGAUGGGAAGUGUGAAGACCCAACACAACUGUAUCAUCAGCUUCAGGCUAACUACCACUCCCCAGACCACAGCGAUGAGGACAAUGUAAAUAGAGCAGAUGGAGGCAUAUCUAGAGGUUACCACAGUAAAGGGGGUCACAGCAAGGGACUGAGGGGCCGUGGCCAACCACUUCCAGAUAGUCGCACCUGGCAGCAGAGAUGCAAAGAUCUCCUACGGAGUAUUUUUGAAAGAGAGGAUUCCAUGCCUUUCAGAUAUCCUGUAGAUUUGGAUCGUUACCCAGACUACAGCCAAGUAAUUGAUGUUCCAAUGGACUUGACAACAGUACGAGAGGAACUGUCUGCCAACGGUUACACCACACCCCAUGACUUUGCCAAGGAUAUGAGGCUUAUAUUUACUAACUCUAAAAAUUAUAACACGAAUAAGAGGUCCCGGAUAUACUCAAUGACUCUACGUAUGGAAGCUUAUUUUGAAGACCAGAUAAAAUCCAUUUUAUCCACUCACAAAGUGCAAGGUAAGCGUAAUCUCUCUAAGAUCAAUCCUCGCAAUCAAAAAGGAAAGUUACUCACUACUUCUCAUAAAAUGCAGAGCGGAAGAGGUUGUGUGUCCCAGACUGGGGCGACCUCUCGCAAGGUAUCUCCAGCUCUCUCCUUGGGAGGCAGUGGAGUCGAGCAGAAAAGGCUACCGUCAGCCACCUCACAGUCUCCCACAACAGUCUUGACAAGGAGAGGAACUUCCGGCAGGACGAGCAACCUACGCACAAAACAUGUGCCAUCUAAAGCCAGCGGUGACACAAAGAAAAGUGCAACAUCAUUAACAGCUUGUGGGCGGCCAGUUGUUCCUCUACAUCAGACAGAUUACUCUUUAUUAACUACUUUUGAUGAUGACAUGAAUCUUGAAGAUGGAUACAAUGAUGAGGAUGGUGAAACUACUUUUGGGAAGGCAUCCAGAAAGGACACAAUGAGAAGAUCUAGAAGGGUUGCCCGUAAGAAGCAUUUGAACGAUGAGGAUGAAGAUAGUGACUCGGGCGAAGAGUACAGUCCUAGAAAUAGACCUACUAAGACUGUGGCUAAAGCCAAGAAGAAGGGUGUGGCCACAAGAAACAGAGGCAAGGUUACUGUGCAGUACAAUGAAGAAAGUGAGGAGGAGGAUUUGACUUCAAAAGUGAAAGUUGCAACAAGUGUGGCAAAGGUAAAAAAGAAAAACGUGCUGACAAGUGGCAGUAGCAGCAACAGUGAGAGCAGUAGUGGUGAUGAUGCCGGGCCCAGUGCAAAGAGAACUAAUGGCCAGUUGUAUGGUAUUGAAAGUAGGCUCAAAAGUUCUUCAGGUGAAGAGAAUAUUGAUGAGAAACCUAAAAAGGCAUCAAAUGGUGUGAAUGGUUUAGCAAAAAAGAAAAUGGGUGCUCUAGCAAAGAGAAAAAGUAUUGAUAAAGCAAAGAAGGUUAGUGAUAGUGAUGACAGUGAAGGGAGUAGUGAUUCUUCUAGUCCACCUGAGGGUGAUAGUGCUCAACAAAAACCCAGUAAAAAUCCAGGUAAUGAUAAGAGAAGACGAUCCGCUAGUAGUAGUAGUAGCAGUAAUAGUAGUGAUUUAAGCAGGAAUAAAAAAACAGUAAAAAAACGAAUAGGUCGUCCACCGAAUAUAAAUAAGAGCAAAACGGGACCUAGCAAGCGCACUAAAGAUGAGAGUGAGGUGGAAUUUGAUGAUGAAGAUCUAGAAUCCAGCAGUGAGGAAAGUGUAGAAGAAGAGACAUCUGCAAAGAGAGGGAGGAAGAGAGGUGUUGCAUCUGGUGUAAGGAGAGCGAGGAAGAUUAUUCUUGAUGGUGAUGAUGAAGACGAUACAGAUUUUAUUGCUGAUAAGGAUUUUAUUGAUGAUGCCGAUGUUACAGAUGACGACUCCAGCUCAGAAUCAGAGACCGACGAUGGAAGUGAUGACGAGGUCAAAAAGUCAAAGAAAAAGAAGAAAAGGCCAAAACAAAAGCCCAAACCAACAAAAAAGAAAAAGCCAGUAAAAAAGAAAGCAAAGAAUGGCAAAUCAAAAAAGCCAGUUCCAAAGAAAAAAACACCAGCGAAAAAAUCGAUGACUGUGGCCAAAAAGCGAACACCUGAUAGGCGCCAGUUCCAGGAGUUUAUCACAGUUAACAGAGUAGGUCAGGCACCUAUACCAUAUAAACCAAUCAAUUUUGCAUCAAAUGAAGUAAUUGUCAACGAGGUAAAGCACAAGGGACGGAUUGUUGGGAGGGUUAUCACCUCUAAGUUUGAUGAUGGUGAUGACGAUGAUGAUGAUGACACUGAAGAUGAAUUGGGUUCAGAUGAAGAAAGUGAUGAAUAUAAAGGACCAACACCUCUUGGGAAAGGAAAAGGUAAAUCUGUGAAGAAUUUAGGUAACCUGAAACGUUCACUUUACAGUGACUCUGAAUAUGAGAGCACACCAAAAAAAAUUUCACAAAAGAGAAUGAGGUACAGCGAUGAUGAUGAUGACGAUGAUGAUGAUGAUGAUGAUGACGAUGAUGAUGAUGACGAUGAUGACGAUGAGAUUGACGUCAGCAGUCGAGGUAGAGUGAGGAAAGCAAACACCUUGAUGAGAGACUUCAUAUAGUAUUAGGUGAUGUAUAGUUAUUAACUACUACGUAAAAACCAGGGUCUGGAUUUACACAAGUUCUGUAUGUUUAAUUUUAUUCCUUGACUAAAAUUAAAUGGAUGUAGUUACAGUAGUAUCUCAUUGAUAUUUUAUUUCUCUCCAUAAGUCGACCAGUUCAUGCAUUCUUUCACCGUCACUUUAUUAUUAUUCAAUCAGUUAGGUACAAUACAUUCUUACAUUUUUAUUUAAAAGGAAAAUUCAGCAUACAAAUCUUUGAGAAUUUGGGCCCAGGAAUGUUACAAAUUUUCUCUGAUGUAUUCACCUUCACCUCAGGUAUAUAGAUGUUGAAGUAUUUAAUGAGUAUCUGUUACCAGGUAGGAUCAUUUACUUCAAUUAUAUGAUGUCAUCCUCUAAAUCUUGAGUGAUAUCAACUCUAGAAAUAUUUUGAGGUGGUACUGGAUUUUCAGACGUUUAACUGUGAUAUAUUGUAGAAACUUUUGACUGAAGUUUGUGAUUUUUACACAUGAGUAAAUAUAUAUACUGUAUAUAUGAGGGGAGUUAUGGCGAUGACUAAGAUAUUACUUCAGUGUGUGAUACCAUUAAUACAAUCACUCAGGGUGUCUAUAACCAAUUUAUUUUCUUACUCAGUACCUUUUUUAUUGGUCUCAUUCUUAUUAAUUUAAUUAAAACUAGAUUACAACAUGACCAAAUGUUGACAAGAUAACUGCCUUUAUGCUUUUAAAUAUUUAUUUAUUGUCCUUGUGAUCAGGAUUAUUAGGUGAUCUCUUAUGGAUUCUCUUAUUGGGCGAUAACAUUAUUUACCUUAUUCAGCUCUUCCAUUCAGGUGAGCUGAAGGCUGACUACAAAUGAUAUCCUUCUUAAUGUCAAUACUUAGGGUAUACACGAGAUACCUAAUUCUGUGAGUAUGAGCAGUAAGAACAAAGAAUAGCAACUAUGGAUCCAAAAAUAUUAUAAUUGUUACAUGAUGGUUGUUGAAGUGGCAACAAUAUUUGGGAAGCUCAAGCUCAUUUGAUUGGAGGAGCUUGAAAAUAUGUCCAACUUACAGUUAAAGAACAUUCAGAAGUUUUCAUUAUAUGUUUUUAGCAUUGAUGAAUGAUUGACACGUGAGGGUGUAAUUGAUGAAGGUCACUGCAUAUGACACUUUACGGAGUUGAGAUGAUCAGAAAGUGAAGUGUUUGGUCAAAGUACUUUAUGUAUCUCCCUGCAUGUGACACUUUAAAGGGUGGAGAUGGUUAGUAGAGAAGAAAUUGUUCAAAGGUUUUGUACAUACUUCCUUGCAUAUAUAUCAUUGAGGGUAUGCCAAUGGUCAAUAAGUGAAGUGGCUGGUUUUGUACAUACCUGUGUAUGACAGUGAAGCAGACCCAGUUGAAUUUUUGGAGUUGGAGUGAAUGAUACAUAGCAGUAUCAUUAUAUAUUUACAAUAAAGUUCAAGAACUUGUCAGUUUUAAAACAGUAUAAUUUUUUCCUCCUAAACUCCAAUACGUAGUGAGAAAGCGCUUGAAAGAGUUAAAAAAAAAUGAAUCUUAGAAGUAACACCUUUGAACAGUAGUGUUGAAAAUACAAAUGUCAGUAUUAUUAUUGUAUAGUAUUUUAAAAUGAUAGUGUUAUGGAAAAGGUAAGAUAUUAGCAUGGUUCCAAUUUCUCAAAACAGUAUAGUACAGUAGUAUUAUUAUUUUUUAUUUUUACCUUGCAAAUUUGCAUAAUAGUAAUUGUUUUUAUUCAUCAGGUAAAGAUUCUCUUUUAACUUAAAUUUUAUAUUAUAUUGGUCAAUUUCCUAAUAUUGUAGUACAUAGCUGCUACUAAAAUAAUAGUUGCAGUUGAACAAACUCUACAGUCAUGUGUUGAUAAUAGUAUGGCUGGAGGUAUUAAUUGGUAUUUUGAAGACAUAUCUUGUGCUUUUGCAAGGUUGAGAUGUACACUAGUAUUUUAAUCGAUUUUUUCACAUACUUUUUUCAUAGACCAAAGACAAUUCUUUGUCACAGUGAUUAUUCUACAAAUUAAUCAUGAAGAGAUGCAAGUUUUUGAGGGGUGAUAACCAGACCUUUGGCAUGUGGAUGUUGUUCAGGUAAAGCUAGCAGUUCAUGAAAUGAUGUCUUCAGGAAUGUACAUUUACUGUAUAGUAUUCUCAACUUUUAUGACGUAAUUUACUUUUUUAAGCUAUUUGUAAGUUUUGUAAGUUCAUUGCUUAAAUUGAGGCCAUUCUGGAUUUGCUCAUAAAUUUUGUAAUAAAAGAGACUGUUUU
Messenger RNA from Homarus americanus (American lobster), 8880 nucleotides. RefSeq names its product PH-interacting protein-like (gene BRWD3). The record is from RefSeq and is a predicted model, not a curated record. Gene Ontology annotation, cellular component: nucleus. NCBI's taxonomy places the organism in Eukaryota, Metazoa, Arthropoda, Malacostraca, Decapoda, Nephropidae. The coding region runs from base 81 to 6635 and encodes 2184 amino acids. Gene Ontology annotation, biological process: regulation of transcription by RNA polymerase II; cytoskeleton organization; regulation of cell shape. The transcript is spliced from 25 exons. Gene Ontology annotation, molecular function: protein binding.